Ziziphus jujuba (common jujube) is the source of this 2297-nucleotide messenger RNA. RefSeq lists its product as uncharacterized. NCBI's taxonomy places the organism in Eukaryota, Viridiplantae, Streptophyta, Magnoliopsida, Rosales, Rhamnaceae. The coding region runs from base 350 to 1987 and encodes 545 amino acids. The transcript is spliced from 3 exons. The record is from RefSeq and is a predicted model, not a curated record.
CCCUACACGAAUUUGCAGCCAUUUUUAUUUUAACAUUUUAUGUGUACCAUAUUAUCAUAUAAUAAUUUGUUUAUCACCAUCUUUUUGUCUCGAUAUUCUAACCCUUCAGAUUUGAAUGAGGAAGUCUCCUCAUUCCUUCUCUACUCUCUCUCACUCUCUGUUAUAUUUGUAUUCAAUUCCCCACCUUGCAAUUCCCCUUUGAACCAUCACUUUAGUUGAAACCUCUUCAACUCUUUCUCUCUCUCUCUCACCUUAAACCAUUUCAAGUUCUGUUUUUCAUUUCUUCUUCUUUUCUCUUCCCAUUGCAAUAUCUCUACCAUUUUCUGUAACGGACUCGAAUCGAUCAUCAAUGAUGGCUCAAAAGCAUUUACACGAGCUACUAAAAGAGGACCAAGAACCAUUCCUUCUCAAAAACUAUAUAGCCGACAGAUGUGGCCAGUUGAAAAGACCUUCCCCAAAAACCCAUUUACAGGUCAAGAAACGAAAACCAAUCACGGAAGCCUCAAAUUUCCCCGGAUAUUUCUGCAAAAAUGCCUGCUUUUUCUCCUUCCAUGACUCUCCGGACCUCAGGAAAUCCCCGCUCUUCGAAUUCUCGUCUCCGGCUAAAAGUCCAUGCAAAGGAGGCUCCAAUGCUAUUUUCCUCCACAUUCCUGCUAGAACUGCAGCGCUUCUUCUUGAAGCUUCUUUAAGGAUUCAGAAACAGUCUACUACUUCUUCAAAACCCAAAACCCACAACAAUAACAACAAUGGUUUUGGAUUAUUUGGAUCGUUAUUGAAGAGACUAACCCAUCGAAACCGAAAUAGAAAAAGGGAAAUCGAAGGUGAUGGGGUUAAGAUAUCGGUUAAGGAUAUUCUUAGGUGGGAUUCAUCGGUUGGGCAUAGAAAACUAUCCAGUGAAAAACAGAGAAUGGAGGAAAAAAAGGUGGCGGGUGUGGAAGAUCAAAGUGUUUCUGAGAUUUCAGGCAAUGAGAUUGGCAUUGUUUCUUGUCCUUGCACUGGUAGGCCUAGUAGUGCUGUUUGGUCUGAGAGCAAUGAAGAGAAGUCUUUGGAUUUAGAGACCUCAAGCUCAGGCCUUUCUGACGACUCCGAAGAGAUCGAGUUUCUAUCGAGACUCAGAGAGGGCGGUGGUGAUGAUGACAAAGGCUUUUGUCAAAGCCCUUUUCGUUUCGUGCUUCAGAGAAGUCCGUCCACCUCAGGUCGCCGGACGCCAGAGUUUUCAUCGCCGGUGACUUCCCCGAGUCGCCACAAAACAGAGGACAAAGAGAAUUAUGAUACAGAGAGCUUAAAGAAACUCCAAGCAGAGGAAGAAGAGGAAGAUAAAGAACAAUGCAGUCCUGUAUCCGUAUUGGAUCCUCCAUUCGAAGACGAUGACGUCGGACAUGAUGAUGGAGAUGAAGAUGGUUUUGACAUGGAUUGCAGCUAUGCUAUUGUACAGAGAACAAAGCAACAGCUAUUGCACAAGCUCCGAAGAUUUGAGAAACUGGCCGAGUUAGAUCCGAUUGAACUUGAGAAAAGAAUGUUGGAAGAAGAUGAUAAUGAUGACAAUUAUGAUAUCAAUGACCGAGAGGGGGAAGAAGAAGAAGAAGAAUGUGAAGAUUAUGUGUCAAGAACAUCAGAUAGGGAAGAAAAUGUUUAUGGUUUUGUCAGACAAGUCCUUUGCAAAUCAAGCUUCAGCAGUAUGAAGCAAAUCCCAAAAGACAUGAAGAGACUUGUUUCUGAUCUCAUUGUUGAGGAGCAGAAACAACAUAAUGCCAUUGACAAUGAAGGAGAGGUGGUGGAAAGAGUAUGUGAGAGGUUGGAGUCGUGGAAAGAGGUAGAAUCGAACACGAUAGACAUGAUGGUUGAGCAAGAUUUUAGGAGAGAACUUGAAGGUUGGAAGAAAAAUCAGGAGCAACUUGGAGAAACUGCCAUGGAUAUUGAGCUUUCUAUCUUUGGUUUAUUGGUUGAGGAAUUGGCAGCAGAACUAGUUUUUCUAAACGGAAUAUAACCUAGGAAAGAAUUUUGUUUACUUCUUUUAAUUAUUAUUAUUUUUUUAAUAUUUCUUCUUAAAUCAAAAUAUAAAUUGGAGUAUAGUCUGACUGGUACUGUGAAGGGAAAAAUAGAGUACUAAAUAGGAAGCUACCCUUCUUAGGGGUGAGAAGGAUCUGAGCUAGAUGGUAGCAAGCUAUUAUGUAUAUUGGACGAGGGGUUUGGUGGGGACUCUGUAUGUAUCCCUUUUGCUCAAUUAGACCUGACGACAUGUACAAUUCUUGGCUUUUCUUCUAUAUCUAUAUAAUAUUAUCUUAUAUUUUCUUUCA